Molecule: messenger RNA, 1869 nt
Organism: Andrographis paniculata
Lineage: Eukaryota; Viridiplantae; Streptophyta; Magnoliopsida; Lamiales; Acanthaceae
Exons: 5
Coding region: 65-1624 (519 amino acids)
Source: RefSeq, a predicted model, not a curated record
ACAGUUAAAAAAAAAAAGAGAGAGAGUAUUGCCUGGAGGAGGAGAACCAGAGCUAGAGAGAGCCAUGUCAACUGUCUCGAGAAGAGCCAAAUGGCAUCCAACGCCGCCUCCGCCUCCCAGUCCGAAGAUUCUCCACUUCCCCCGCAUCCGGAGGACCCGCCGCAAGCAGCCGUGCGCACCACGGAGCCACCGGAUUAAUCCUUUCAUGGUUUUACACCGGAGGCACCUUGAUUCAGGAGGAAACGUGAAAAAUAUAUGCAUUCAAGGAAACGAGAGUGAUUUGCAGUCUCCUGUUGUUUUUAUGAAUCGGAGUGAGAGGAGGACUGGAGUGGAGGAAGGAGGAGAUGGCGGAGUUGAUAGUAGGCUCGAGGAGGAGAAAUGGAUGUUUCAAGCGGAGAUACUCAGAGCGGAGUGCAAUUUCCUGCGAAUGGAAAGGCAAUUUGCAAUGAAGAAGCUCGAGAGAAAUAGGAUUAAGACGGAGAGGACUCUUCGAUCGGCCGUCCAAACACUCAUAUCUGGGAGGAAGAAGAUUUUCGAAGGUAGGAAUGUGAGUACAGUUUUGGAGAAGGAGAUCGAGGAUUUAUCAGAGAAAUUGAAGGAACUGCACAGGAGCUCAAGAGCACGAGACGACGCAAUUAGAAGCUGCAGCAAUUUCGACAGAAAAGCCUGCCUUCUGCAGCGCCAAAUAGGAAAGCUCGGGCAAUCACCGGACGAAACUCCUCUGAAUGAAUUACAAGGAUUCAGUGACUCAAACUCGUCCUUGAAUGCAUCUCAUGAAACUGAUAAACAGAGCACUGUUACUGUUUCCACUAGCCAAAAGUGCACAGAAGUGGAUGAGCUGAAUAAGAAAAUGGAGGAGGGACUGUCAAAGGGAAUGAUGUUAGAGAGAGCACUGGAAGAAGAACAGUAUGGUUCCAUGCUUAACAGUGCAACCAAUGGCAUUGUUGACAGCUCUGUUUCUGAUUCCGAGGGAGUUGUGUGUCCCAAUUUGUCCAAUUUCUCAACCAGACAGGAAUCGACAAUACCCGAUGACGGAAGAUGCUCCGGGCACUGCAGGAUGAUUGUUCACCGGGUUGUUGAGCAAGUUCGAGCCGAGACAGAACAGUGGGCUCAAAUGCAAGAAAUGCUGGAGCGUGUGCGUGGAGAAAUGGAGGAGCUGCAGGAAUCCCAUGAUUUUUGGGAAAAACAUGCACAAGGUUCAGCUCAAGAGAUUCAGUGUCUUAAACUAGCUGUGGAAGAAUGGAAAGGCAAAGCUCUUAGUUAUGAAAUCAGAGCGAAUGAACUCCAUCUAGAACUAUCCCUCCUUCAAGAGGAGCUUCGAAGGGCUAAAGCAGAACGAAAACCAACGCGCAACAAGGAGGCAAAGACAAACACAAAGAUGAAGGAAAACCAUCCCACGACCAACGCCAAAGAAGAAAUUAAAGAGAUGCAAAUAGUUUCUUUAGGGAAACAAAUUGCAAAUGAGAGGAAAAUGGUGCUUCUUCACUUAAAAGACGACCAAAAAGACACAGAACAUUCGUUCGAUGGAAGAAGAAGAAAAGCAUACUCCAACAGGAGUGGAGUAGCCACCCUGCAACGCGCACCAUUGCAGGAUAUCGGAAACUCGGCAGCACUCCUAAGGUAAUUUCAGCAGUAAGUAAUAAACUAUCCAAAUAAAAGUUUAGACAAUGGUCAAGAGAAAAUGAAGAAUUGAAAGCAUGCCUCAAAUCUUUCUUUUCAUUUGCCAUUCUUUUUCUACUAAAGCUUUCUCACCAAUAAAAUAGCCUUUUAGAAAUACAAACUUUAAUAAGUCACCCUUUUUCAAAUGUUAAACCUAUGGUAGUCCCUGGGAAUGGGCAGAGCCAAAAAUAAAUUAAACCUAUAAUUUGU